AUGGUGCGCUUGCUAAUGCAAGCUAACGCACCACCCCUAGGCGACUUUUAUUGCUGCGCUUUAAAGCAAUUCUAUCGUUUGGAGCAUCGACUCUCCUCCGAUUCACCAUUACGUGACAAAUACAUCGCUUUCAUGAAGGAGUAUAUCGAGCUAGGGCACAUGGAAGCUCUAGGUACCUAUAAUGAUUCCAAUCAUGUAUAUUACAUUCCGCAUCAUGCCGUGCUAGACAAGUUUCGUGUCGUUUUUAAUGCUUCAGCACCAACAUCAAAUGGUGUUUCUCUAAAUGAUAUACAACAUGAGGGUCCAACCAUUCAGAACUCGUUGAACGAUAUCCUUUUCCGAUUCCGAAGAUACGCAAUUGCUCUGACCGCUGACGUGGAAAAGAUGUUUCGCCAGGUUUUAGUAGCACCGGAGGAUCCAGAUCUCCAACGUAGCCUUUGGCGCGAAUCCCCGAACGAGAACGUUAAGAUAUAUCAGCUUAUGACGGUGCCGUAUGGGAUGGCAUGUAGCCCAUACAACGCAGUGCGAGCAUUACAACAGUGUGCUGUCGAUAAUUAUGGAGUAGUUGGUGACCUUCAUCAAGCCGAAUCGGCGCGUUCUGAAAUUCUUUCUUCAUUUUAUGUGGACGAUUUCCUUACGAGCUGUACUAUCGUUGAAGACACAGUCACUUUAGCCAAAAAUGUAUCCCUGAUUUUGUCAAAUGGUUGUUUUAGACUUCGGAAGUGGAAUUCGAAUAGAGCCGCCGUUCUAGCGAAAAUUGGAGAAUCCUUUUCUCUACAUGAAUGCAAUAUCCACCUACCUAUAGCUACAGUGCUAGGGCUGCGUUGGGACCCGGUGAGUGACGAAUUGUUAUUUAUGGUAUCACUGAAGCAGUAUAAUGAAAUGCCGACAAAGCGGCGAGUUCUUAGUGAUGUAGCCCAAUUGUAUGACCCCACUGGAUUUUUGGUACCAGCCAUUAUAUCGGACAAGGUAUUUAUACAGACUCUUUGGUCUACGGGUAUAUCAUGGGAUACUCCACUACCUAAAGAUCUGUGUCAUAUUUGGUCUAAAUUUCGCGAUGACUUAAGUAUUCUCGAUAAGGUUCGUGUACCUCGAUGGCUUAGUAUGGAUGCAACUAAUCGUACUUCCCUAUUUGAUUUUUGUGAUGCCAGUCAGAAAGCCUAUGCUGCUGUGGUUUACGCACGCACUAUUGACAAUGAUGACAAAGCCAAGAUAUCCUUGCUUACCGCACGCACCAAGGUUGCGCCGUUGAAAGGAGCCACAAUCCCUCGACUGGAACUAUGUGGCGCUCCCUUAUUAGCCAAGACAAUUUGUAAUGUUCGCAAGGCGUUAAGUUUAGAGGAUACUGACGGAUUCCAGUAUUGUCUUGAGUUGGUUACGCAAACAGCCAGUGAUGUUAAAGCCAUAUAUUGCCAACAGGAUUCGGCAAAUACAACAAUUCACGUCAUUAGAUUUGCGGCAUUAUGUACGUUCAGCGCAGAAUCCAGCGGAUUGCGCCAGCCGUGGUGCGACUCCAUCAGAAUUGCUGAGUCACCAUUUAUGGUGGUCGAGCCCAGAUUGGUAACGUCAGAAAACAACCCCCUUUGGCCAGGCACCGAAGUUACAAGCUGA
Molecule: messenger RNA, 1611 nt
Organism: Bactrocera neohumeralis
Lineage: Eukaryota; Metazoa; Arthropoda; Insecta; Diptera; Tephritidae
Exons: 1
Coding region: 1-1611 (536 amino acids)
Source: RefSeq, a predicted model, not a curated record